Molecule: messenger RNA, 1274 nt
Organism: Trametes versicolor FP-101664 SS1
Lineage: Eukaryota; Fungi; Basidiomycota; Agaricomycetes; Polyporales; Polyporaceae
Product: Aldo/keto reductase
Exons: 14
Coding region: 137-1171 (344 amino acids)
Source: RefSeq, a predicted model, not a curated record
CCGCGAGCUACGGUACAGCCCAGGCUGCGUGGUGCUUAUAUAGGCCUCUUCUCGCCGCAGAGAUCUUCCAUCAUCCAACUCGAAGCUCUCUCAGAUCGACGCUCAUCCAGCUCACUCUAGCCAACCACAGCUCACAAUGGCCAACACGAAGAUGGAAUACGUCCGCCUCGGCAACUCCGGCCUGAAGGUCUCCAAGAUCAUCCUGGGCUGCAUGUCCUACGGCUCGCCCGAGUGGCAGGAGUGGGUCCUCGCCGAGGAGGAGGGCAUCAAGCACAUCAAGUUUGCCUACGACCACGGCAUCACGACGUUCGACACCGCAGACGUGUACUCGAACGGCCUGUCGGAGGUCACCCUCGGAAACGCGAUCAAGAAGCUGAACCUCCCGCGCGAGGAGCUCGUGAUCAUGACCAAGCUGUUCAGCCCGGUGCCGAAGGCCGCAAACGUGAACGUCUGGGUCCCGGGCUUCGACCCGCUCUCCCAGGGCAUCAUCAACCAGCAGGGCCUGAACCGCAAGCACAUCUUCGAUGGCGUGAAGGCGUCGCUGAAGCGCCUUCAGCUUGACUACAUUGACGUCCUGUUUUGCCACCGCUUUGACAAGGAGACGCCGAUCGAGGAGACGAUGCAAGCGCUCCAUGACGUCGUGAAGGCCGGCUACGUGCGCUACAUCGGCAUGAGCUCCUGCUACGCGUACCAGUUCCAUCAGAUGCAGAACUACGCGAUCAACAACAACCUCACGCCGUUCAUCGUCAUGCAGAACCACUACAGCCUGAUCUACCGCGAGGAGGAGCGCGAGAUGUACCCGACGCUCAAGCUCUUUGGCGUCGGCUCCACUCCGUGGUCGCCCCUCGGCCGUGGUCUGCUCACCCGCCCCAUGACUGAGGAGACUUUGCGUGGCAAGACAGACGGGUUCAUGUACUUCUUCCAGCAGCAGAGCAUCCCCAAGAUCGUCGGCCGCGUCGAGGAGCUCGCGAAGAAGAAGGGCGUGAGCAUGGCGAAGAUCUCCAUGGCCUGGGUCCUCUCCAAGCCCGGCGUGUCCGCGCCCAUCAUCGGCACCACCAACCUGAAGAACCUCGAGGACGCCCUCGGCGGGCUCGAGGUGAAGCUGACGGAGGAGGAGAUCAAGUACCUCGAGGAGCCGUACCAGCCCACGAACAUCAUCGGCCACUACUGAGUCUCCGCUGCAGAGACCGUAGAGACAUUCCGCAAGGUCGAGUCGUUGUAUAACAAUUAGUCGCACGAAUUUCAUGAAUGUUGAACGUUGAACGUUGAACGCG